Molecule: messenger RNA, 4249 nt
Organism: Durusdinium trenchii
Lineage: Eukaryota; Dinophyceae; Suessiales; Symbiodiniaceae
Source: the annotation of a GenBank genome assembly
GUUUGCACCUGUUGCAACAUGUUUCUUUCUAUUCUUAGAGCACACGGCUCCAUUGGCUCAGCUCGAUGCCCAGCUCAGUGCGGAGCUGCACUCGGCGACGCGCUGAUGGCCUACACUCGCAAGGUGCGGCUGCUGGCACCAUGGACGGAUCCAGAGGUGCUUUGGGAGGGAAAGGCCGCUGAGCUCUUGGUCUCGUCGGUGGGCGCGGUACUGCAGGGCAGUGUCAGCAGCGAGGCGGCCGUCCGGCCGGGCACUUGGCCGUUGGGACGCCUGGAGGGCGAAGUGCCUCCAGAGGCCCUGCGGAGCCUGGUCUUGGCGGCGCCCGAGCGACCGGAGCGCGGGGAUUUGCCCAAGUACGACCGCGCCGCGCUGUUGGACAUUGUGGGGGAGAAGUUGACCUUGAUCCAAGGUGAUGGUGCCAUCGUUCGCAUCCAGCUGAGUGGUGUGGCCUGGCUUUUUGCACCACAGCAGCAGCUUCUCUUGGAGGACCAGACGAUCAGUCUCCGAUGUGCAGAGGGCAUGGUCUUCUGGGGGGGCUGCUUCCGUACUGCAUUUUCCCAAGAAGAGAUCCGCAUCGGGCGCCUGCCCAGCGAGCUCCGGCCGUGCGGCGGCCGCCGGAGUUAUUUGUCAGUGUGUUUCCACAAUGGCCACAUUCACGUCUUGCGUUUCACCGUGGAAGGUGAGACUGGUCACGUUCAGGUGCAGGGGAGCCACGUGCAGGGCCGCGCGCGCGACGGGCACGCCUUCGCCGUGAGCGUCAAGGCGGCCACGCUGGAGACGCCCAUGAGCUCGGUGCGUUACCUGCUGACUCCCGGAAAGCCCUUGGAGCUGCUGGCCGCGGCUCGGCCGCCGAAGCAGCAGGCAGCGCGCAAGCAGCUGGCUUACCUGGGGCUGCAAGAUGAUGAGGCGAUCGACGGCGAUGAGUUGGAGGGCUUCCAGAUCGCCAGCUGUCGACGUGCGGGGCACCUGGUACUCUUAGACGGCGCUGUCUUGUUGAAAGCGGCGCACCGCUAUACGGCCUGGGCUCGGCUGCCGGUCGGGUGUCGCCCGGAAGUCCGGGUGACUCUGGUCGUGGCCCGGGGCUUUCCCAAGCAGCAGUUGGCCAUGGAAAGGUUGGACAUCUUCCCCAACGGCGAGUGCCUUUGCCCACAAUUGCCCGAGGACCUAGGUGCAACCCACGCGCUCCACCUCGGCGGCGCCGUCUUUGGCGUUGAAACGCGCGCCGACGUGGCGGACGCAGCGGACGUCUCGACGGACGCCCCGACGGAAGCGCGAGCGGAAACGGAGGAAGCGCGGCCGGUGGAGGAUGGCCUCAGCAGUCUGCGAGAGGACGAUUCGCCCGCCUUGGCCUGGAAGCGGCUGCAGGACCUGGAAGCUCGGGACCGGCGCUUCCGCGGCAAGUUCCAAAGUGUGGCCGAGUUCAAAGAGUUUGAGCGCACGCUGCAAUGGUUCCGGGCCCACGACUGUACCGAGAGCCACCGACUGACGCACUCAUGCUUCAAGGGUCGUUCGGACUUCACUCAGACAGGCAUGUUGGUCUUUGAUACGGAGGAGGAUUUAGAGGGACUGAACAAAGCAAUCGCAUGGCUAUUCCAUCGGCAUAUUCCAGUGGUCUUAAUGGAGCGCCAGACGCGGGUCUUUCCCUUGAUCUUCGAUAUGGAUUUAAAGGUGACGUCCAAAAAACUGCUGGAUGCGGUGCCUCGACGCCUGAAGCUUGCACGGCCAUGGCGGCACCAGGUGGACUUUUGCUUGUGGCACGGUGCAGACCACUUUGUGCUGAGCGAGGACUUGGUGCUUUUGCGGCACUUGGGGAUGAUUGUGUUUCAGUUCUUCCCGGAUUUACCACUCAUUGACUUCUGCAUCUUCAAUGCCUCCGGCUGGGAUCGAGUCAAGGAGUUGGUGAAGGUCUCAUUGCAUUUGGUAGCACCCUAUGUCUUGGUGACACCUGAGCGCUUGGGUUCCAUCCGCGAGCGGAUGUUGGAAUACCUGGGCGAGUGUUCUGAGGUGGAGGAUCAUCCCUUGGCAAAGGUCUUGCAGACCUACUUGGAGGAGUCCGAGGACAACACCUGGGACAAGGUUGUGGAUCAGACAGUCACCAGCGGCACCAACGGCCUCCGGAUGCCCUACUGCGACAAGGCGCAAAGGAUCCUCAAGCGGGAGUUUGUGGAGCGGAAGGAGAAAGGGGAGUUCUUCACCGAGCGCGAGCUCAUGGAUCAGCAUGCCUACCUCAAAGAGGAGGCGGGAAGGCCUUGCUUGCCGGAGGGCAUCCUGCGGUUGAUCCCUUGCAAGGACCCCGAGAGUGACUUGGCCCUGCCGGAGGCCCGUUGGAUGUGCAAAGGCAACGACCUCCCGAUCGACGAGUGGAUCCGCUUGGGGCGUUGUCGUCAUUCCUGGCGCCUGCCUUUGGCACCAGGCCCAACGCUUUGGCGACCUCCCUUGCGGUAUCAAUGGGCUGAGCCAGCAGCGCCUUGGGAGGACCGCGCCCAGCUCAAGGGUAGCCCAGUCGUCCGACGCUACAGUGGCAGCUGUGCGGAGUUCCGGCACCAAUGGCAAGAGGCGCUGCCCGAGACGCGCCUGUUGGGCCGUUGGCUCUGCGGUCGCGACGCUCGCUGGAUCGGUGGCCUCCAGGAGACCUCGACCCAUGAGGUGCGCUACAUCCUCAAGGCACAGCGAGUGGUGCUGCUGCUCUCGCCAGAGCCCUCAGCUGCCUUGACCUUCACAGAGUUUCGCAAGGCGCUGGAGGGGUGGACAGAGCCCGAUGAUGUGAUGUGUGUGCCCAUUUGUGGCGCCCCCUUCGAUCGCCAUGCUUCGGCACUGCACACCAUUGUGGCGCCCUCGGAGGAGUUCCCCAGCAUCCAGGCCGCGCUGGAUGCGGUGCCCUUCGACGAGCCACUGCAUCGGGUCUUGUUGCGCCAGGGAAGCUAUGAAGUCUCCACCUUGGAAAUCCAGCGGCCUGUGCUUCUGGAAGGCGAAGGCCACUGGGAGACGACCUUGUCAUGCACCGGCGGCCCGGUCUUGCGCUUGUCGGGCCUGGCCAGCCAUGCGAUGGUCCGGAACUUGCGCUUGAAGGCUGGAAGCAACGGGACGUGCCACGGUGCCGCGGCGGUGGAGAUUCGGACGGAGGGGGAGCCGACCAUCGUGGGCUGCCGGCUUUACGCGGAAGGGCCCUGGGGCAGCUGCAUUAGUGCCUACGGGGGCUCACCGCAGAUUCUGCGGAACUUUGUCUCCUGUGCUCGCUGGGGCUUAGUUUUGGUGCAGACGGCGGGGCGCGUGGAGGACAACAGUAUCCGUGGCCUGGGAGAAGCGGGUGUCGUCCUGGUUGGGGGCAGCACCUUCAUCCAUAGGAACAGUUUCUCCGACUGCGGAGGCCCAGCCAUCCUGGCGGUCUCAGACUGCUGCGCGGUGCUGCAGAAGAACGAUGUCCGUGACUGCUUGAGCGGUGUCAAGGUCAUGGGGAAGCGCUCGGAGAUCCAGAUGCGUACCGGGAACCGGCUGUUGCACAACGGCAUCAUGGAUGAGCAUCAGCUCGAAGCACCUCCAGGCGUCAUCCCCAUUGGUGCCACGGCGACGAUCAAAUCCUGCAGGCCCUUCAGCUUUCUACCCAAGAGCACAGAGGAGCUGUCACAACGCUUGAAGAUCAGUCAGGAGUACUCGGAACUGCUGAUCCUGAUCCGCGCGGCUCGGCGCAAGGCUUUAUGGGCACAGGCAGCCAAAGCCUUCGGCCGACUGCAGCAGCUGCCAGAGCCCGACCUGCGGCCCGGUGGCCGCGCACGGCCCGGUGCCGCGAAGGUGGCGCCGGCGGCGCGGGAGGUGCUGGUGGCAGGGAAGGCCUGGGACGGCCCUGGUGCCGGCUAUGGAGAGCAGUGUGUGGCGGUGCUGCCAGGCACCAUGUGCGAAGUGCUCCGGCGUGGGCCGCAGGGCUGGUUGUUGGUUUGGACCUCGGGUAACCAGAGGGGCUGGUGCAGCCCCCACGUCUUUGGCUGAAGGAUGCGAGACAGGGACUGUGUCGCCUUGGCCCAUUGCCACCGUGUGUGGCGUGUCUCCAGUGCGGCGGCAAAGCACUGUCGCAGCUUGCAAACUGCCGCAGCGUAGCACAUGUUGCGAAAAGCACGGGUCAUUUCGGGGCGCCUGGUGGCUGUGCUCAGGAACAGAUGUUCUGUUUCCAAUGCUUUCUCUACCAGAAUUUCCCAUAGUACUAUUUAUAGUAGUAUAGCCAUCUCUUUGUUUAGCUGGCCAUUUAAAAUUCGUC